Messenger RNA from Chaetomium fimeti, 675 nucleotides. RefSeq lists its product as uncharacterized. The transcript has 2 exons. NCBI's taxonomy places the organism in Eukaryota, Fungi, Ascomycota, Sordariomycetes, Sordariales, Chaetomiaceae. The record is from RefSeq and is a predicted model, not a curated record. The annotation marks the transcript as partial.
AAGCUCCUUCAUGGUUACGAGGCUGUUGCUCCGGGGACCCCUCGUUGCUCCACCAAGCCUAUCGAGCUUGUUGCUAGAGCUGUUCACGACAUCGGAGUUUGGCUGUAUCGCCAGGACACUAGUCGGCAUAAAGAUGACGCGCUCGGCAGGUGGCCCCCCUCAGAGGAACACAAAAGGUUUUAUCGUCGGGCAUUUCUAGGGACCGUCUUUUCCCACCCAUGGUAUCCCGACUACGAUCAAUAUCCUGAAGGCAUCGCUGACUGUGUUGGAUAUUGGGCCGAGGUUCGUAUCCUUGGCGGCGUGAUGCUCUUCGAUAGACGAGAUCCAGAAUCGGUGAGCGAGGCAGCGGUGAAUGCAGUAUACAUCCAUCCUGACAGGCGCCUAGUCACCUACCGCAUCUGCCGCCUCCUCGAGGAUCAAAAGGAGGCGCUUGCUCUGUUCUUAGGUUCCGGAACCACGCCAUCACAACGUUGUCCGCUCCCACUUCUUCCAGACCAGGCGAACCUCGAACGCGUUGAUCCUACGGAGGCCAUCGAAACCACGGGAAUCUACCGUGAUAUAUGGGAGCGCCGCCCCCUCCCACCCAGUGACAGUGACCCGCGCUUGAAAGAUGUCUCGGACUAUGUCAACUAUCCUUCCCGUCAGGAUUGGCGCGAGUCGAAGCGCCGUACUUGA